AUGGGUGGGUCAAUACAAAUAUUUGAUGACAUUUUGAAAGCUGAUCAAAACCUGAAGGUUGAUGUUAAAUGCAAUAGAGGCCAAACGGCUCUGCACUACGCAAUAAGAGAACGUAAAGUGGAUAUGAGUAUUUAUCUAAUUUCACAUUUUGCGGAACUGCUGAGUAGCAUCAAAAUUGAUACAGGACAGAGACCUGAAAUUCACAGAGAUACUAAAAAGCAAAUUACUCCAAGGUUUGAACCAAUCCAUUGGAUUGCGUGGAUAGGAAAUUUACAAAUUCUGGAAACUUUGAAAAGGAAAAAUGGGAAGACAAGUUUUGAUAUGGCAAAAACAACAAUAAAUGAGCUGAAUAUUUUACAUAUAGCUUGUUUGGCAAAUGAAAAUGAUUUUUGUAAACAUGUGAUGAAAAAUGAAACUCAAAUUGACAUUGAUAUAACAGAUAACUGUGGAUGGAAUGUGGCUCAUUAUGCUGCAAGAGCAAAUAACUCAGCUUUCUUCAAAAUACUAAAACAAUUUAAAAAAGAAAACCUUAUUGAAAUCCGAACCAAAUGUAAAAAAACAACUUUACAUAUUGCUUGUGAAUAUGCAAGUGAAAAAGUCGUUGAUUAUUUGCUGGAAAAUCAUAAAACACUCUUAGAUAAAACAGAUGAACUGAAAUGGAAUGCCUUGCAUUAUGCCACAAAAGGGGGAAAUCUAAGUAUUUUGAAAAAAAUAAUCCAUAACGGACUGAAUGUUGGCUCUCUCACUAAUGAAGAGAAAACUUUACUACAUGUCGCAUGUAUUCAUAAACAAGUGGACAUUUGUCGAUAUGUUGCUGAAAAAUUUGUUAAAACAAAUCAAAGUGCUCUAAUUAAUAAAAAGACAACAAAUUAUGGGUGGCUGGCUGCUCACUAUCUUGGUGUUGAAAGAAAAGGGAAUGGCAGAGAAGAAGCUAUUCUUGAUAUUCUAUAUGAUUAUAAAAUGGAUUUAAAGGAUGAGACGGAUGAUGGACACAGCAUACUUGACAUUGCUUUGGAGCAUUUUAAUGAAGGACUUGUUAACUAUAUUCUUUCAGCAAAAUACAUAGAAGCUAUGGAUAUUAGCAAGCAAAAGCUACAAAAGGCAGAAAGAGAUGCACGAAAUGAAGAAAUUAAAGCGUCUCUUAGGAGAGCUCUGGAAACCUUCAAAUGGCAUUGA
Saccostrea echinata is the source of this 1176-nucleotide messenger RNA. Its product is annotated as putative ankyrin repeat protein RF_0381. The transcript has a single exon. Gene Ontology annotation, molecular function: protein binding. NCBI's taxonomy places the organism in Eukaryota, Metazoa, Mollusca, Bivalvia, Ostreida, Ostreidae. The record is from RefSeq and is a predicted model, not a curated record. Bases 1 to 1176 code for a protein of 391 amino acids.